CAUCCUCCUUCUGUUUCCGGUUCAGCGGGCAGUAAUGGCGGCCACCAUGGAGACAGCAACAAGCAUGAAAAAUAUGCUGCAGUUCAUGAAACUUAUCGGACAGCUCAAAAGAGUCCCACGGACCGGCUGGGUGUACAGGAAUGUAAAGAAGCCAGAGAGUGUGUCAGACCACAUGUACCGCAUGGCCAUGAUGUCUCUGACCAUCACCGACCCCACAGUGGACAAGGACAGAUGUAUAAAGCUGGCUCUGGUUCAUGACAUGGCAGAGUGCAUUGUGGGAGAUAUCGCUCCAUCGGACAACGUCAGUAAAGCAGAGAAACACAGGCGAGAGGAGGAGGCGAUGAGGCAUCUGUCAGGUCUGCUGCCGGAGGGACUCAAACAGGAGAUCUACGGACUCUGGGAGGAGUAUGAAAACCAGAGCAGUCCAGAGGCCAGGUUAGUGAAACAGUUUGACCUCAUGGAGAUGAUCCUGCAGGCUCAUGAGUAUGAGGAGCUGGAGGGAACGCCGGGAAGACUGCAGGAGUUCUUUGACUCCACCAGUGGUCGUUUCCAGCACCCAGACGUACUCCAGCUCCUCAGCUCUUUAAAUGAAGAGAGACAGUGUCACAUGACCAAAACAGCUGAAGCAAAGAACUCUUAGAACUCACAGACAGUCAGUGCUGUAUCUUCACAGCCACAUAAUACUUCACACACUCCCUGACUGUAACACAAAAUGUGUAAGUGCAAGGAUGCGCAAAGAAAUCACAGGAUCAGGGGAAAACUGUUUUUCAGGAGUUUCAUCUCCUCAUUGUUGAGGCGUUAGCGAUAUUUGAGCUGAGAAUGAAGGCACAUAGAUAUCUAUCCCAUACUGGGAAGUAUAUUAUCACUGCAAUGCAAGAAUUGCCUGAUAAUACACAAAUACAAUAACUUGUCAAAAUUCAAUUAAAUGUCCCUAGAAAUGGGUUGAAAAAUGUGAUAAAACCUGUAAAAUUCCUGGUACGUCAUGACAUAGAGGCAGAUUUCACCCCCAUUACAUUUCUGUCAACUAUGCUGACAUUUUCUUAAAGGGACAGUUCACCCCAAAAUCAAAAAUACAUAUUUUCCCUCUUACCUGUAGUGCUGUUUAU
Molecule: messenger RNA, 1106 nt
Organism: Epinephelus lanceolatus (giant grouper)
Lineage: Eukaryota; Metazoa; Chordata; Actinopteri; Perciformes; Serranidae
Gene: hddc2
Product: HD domain containing 2
Cellular component (GO): cytoplasm
Molecular function (GO): 5'-deoxynucleotidase activity
Source: RefSeq, a predicted model, not a curated record